This is a messenger RNA of Bufo gargarizans (Asiatic toad), 9114 nucleotides long. RefSeq names its product jade family PHD finger 2 (gene JADE2). Gene Ontology annotation, biological process: regulation of transcription by RNA polymerase II. NCBI's taxonomy places the organism in Eukaryota, Metazoa, Chordata, Amphibia, Anura, Bufonidae. Gene Ontology annotation, cellular component: histone acetyltransferase complex. The record is from RefSeq and is a predicted model, not a curated record. The transcript has 14 exons. The coding region runs from base 976 to 3576 and encodes 866 amino acids.
ACCAUCUUUGCUCAUCUGAAAGUGGCGGCACGGUCAGCUUCACGGGAAGCAGAGGAGCCCGGCUGCAGGGAGUGUUUUUAUUGUGAUUUCCAUAGUAAUUACACAAAUAAUUACCAUAGGGUAAAAACUGCUAGAAAACGGUGAAAUCUGACAUGUGAGUGCAAGGCACUGGAUGUGUGACUGGAGCCUAGAGUGGCAGGUACUGUCUCAGGUAAUAAGGGGGGCAGUGCCAUGGCUACAUGAGGCCUGGGGUCAGGGCACAGAGGUUCAGCACAUGUGAUUUGUGGAGCAGCAGAGAUCCAAAUGCGAAGUACGUCACUAGUGUUCCUGAGCAUGGCUCGUGUGAGGUGAUGGCAGGAGGAGGAGGGAAGGAUGCUACUAGUGACUGAACUAAGUGACGGAGGGGAGCAGAAAGUGCCUGUGAGCCGAGGACAGCAGCAGGUUACACCCCCUCCCUAGCUGGAGACUGACAUAGGAUUGAGUGCAAAGUAAGCCCCACAGCACCCACCCCCUUUCCCAGCAGAGCAGCCUGCAACCAUUCAUAUCAGCAUACACACGCACAUAGAAAUAUGUAUAUGUGGAGAAUGCCCUGCACGUCGAGGAAGUGUGCCGCCAUUUCAUGGGAGUUACUUUGUAGCCAGUCCUGAGAGGACUCCGUGUGCAAUGAGCCUCUGCUGGACUUUCUCUGCCAGGCUCAUGGUCUUCCCUGUGGGAUCCUCCCCUAGUCUAACCUGAGCUCGUCUCCACAGCGAGGACACCGCAGCCCUACAAAGAGGAAGUCAGUCUCAGGAUGUGGUGUUAUGGAGACUUCCAGGAAACUGGAUUACCGGACCUUUAUUCAAGGCCAGAACGUUUGAACUCCACCAUCAAGCAGCAACACACUCGCAACCCUGCUCAUUCCAGCCAUGAACAAGGUCCUGGGAGAGGACCAAAACAUUGGCGAUUAUCUUAUGUAUUGCUGGUGAGGAUAGGUCAAUGACAUUAAGCCACUACUGCACAACCCAUUUAAAGUGGAUGCUAAACCAGGAUCAAAAUGUGUCACCUAUCUGCAGGAUGGAAGAGAAGAGGAGGAAGUUCUCUGUAAGCAGCGAUGACUCUGACACCACUGAUAGUCACACCACAUCUUGGUCAAGAUGUUCCAAAACACCAACUGCCAAAAACACAUGGACUAGACAAAAGGAGAAGAAACCAUCAGAGGUUUUUCGUACCGAUUUAAUAACUGCAAUGAAAGUUCCAGAUUCCUUCCAGUUUGCACCAGAUGACUUUUACAUAUUGGCUGAUCCUUGGAGGCAAGAAUGGGAAAAGGGAGUGCAGGUACCAGCAGGCUUAGAAGCAGUGCCUGAACCACAUGUCAGGUUGUUCGAAACACAGGAGGAAAUUUCACCAUCAACAGUAGAAGAUUCAUUUCCUGAAAUAGAGCCUCCAAGGGGCUUCCAGACUCUGACACAGAGAUCCUGCAGAUAUGACCUGGAUGAGGUGGACACAUACUGGUUGGAACUUGUUAACACAGAGUUCAGAAAAAUGGAAAUGCCACGGCUGGAUGAGCUCACCCUAGAGAAAGUCCUGGAGGAGUUAGAGAUGCUCUGCUAUAAGAAUAUGAAUGUGGCCAUUGAGACAGAGGAAGGGUUGGGGAUCGAAUAUGAUGAAGAUGUCGUCUGUGAUGUUUGCCGCUCACCUGAGGGUGAAGAUGGAAAUGAGAUGGUGUUCUGUGAUAAGUGCAAUGUCUGCGUGCAUCAGGCUUGCUAUGGAAUCCUUAAAGUUCCCACAGGAAACUGGCUCUGUCGAUCUUGUGCACUUGGCGUUCAAGCAAAAUGUUUACUUUGCCCAAAGAGAGGAGGAGCUUUGAAGCCUACAAGAAGUGGGACUAAAUGGGUCCACGUUAGCUGUGCCUUAUGGAUACCUGAAGUCAGCAUUGGUUGUCCAGAAAAGAUGGAACCUAUUACUAAGAUUUCACACAUCCCUCCAAGUCGAUGGGCCUUGUCCUGCAGCCUGUGUAAAGAAUGCACCGGUACUUGUAUCCAGUGUUCCAUGCUGUCCUGCGUUACUGCGUUCCAUGUUACCUGCGCAUUUGAUCACAACCUAGAGAUGCACACCACCUUGGCAGAGAAUGAUGAGGUGAAAUUCAAGUCCUAUUGUCUGGAACACAGCAAAGGAGCCACCAAACCAGAGGAUCAGUGCAGCCAAAGACCAUCCUCAUCUGUUGCCUCAGCAGAUGCUGACCAAUUACAGCAGGAUCUUGAAAAGGUCACCUUGAGAAAACAGAAGCUCCUGCAACUGGAGGAGGAUUUCCAUGAACUUGUUAAGUCAGAGGAUGUGGCGGAGAACAUGAAUGUGAACAAGAACGUGGUUGACUUUAUUUACCAGUACUGGAAGCUGAAGCGGAAGGCAAACUUUAAUAAGCCUCUUUUAAGUCCUAAAACAGAUGAAGUAGAUGAUUUAGCUCAGCAAGAGCAAGACGUACUAUACAGGAGACUGAAGCUAUUUACGCAUCUGAGGCAGGAUCUGGAAAGAGUUAGGAACUUAUGUUAUAUGAUCACCAGGCGUGAAAAGAUGAAACACUCCAUGUGUCAACUUGAUGAGCAAAUUUUCCAGCUGCAGAUGAAACUCAUUGAGAAAGACCUUUGCCACGAAUCCAGAAAGAAGACGAAAGGAAAAAAAACAAGUUGUGUUGAAAAAAGGGAAAGAAGAGGAAAGAAAUCCGUUUUGGAGCACCCGGAUCUAACAUCAUCAUUCCCAAUAGAUGGAACAUUUUUUAGCAGCUGGUUGGCUCAGCCUGUUCAAAUCACCACGGAGAACAUGAAAAUGACUCAGUGGUCCUUAAACAAUGGCCACAAGGAGCACAAUGCCUCGGGUCUUCUUUCCGAAGAACUGUUACAGGAUGAAGAGACGUUGUUAAGCAUCAUGAUGGAUAACUCACUCAAGUCUCCUUUCGAAAAGAUGGAGGCUGUGAAGAAGGUGAAAGGCAAAAUAAGAGCAAAUGGAAAGAAAAAAACAAGAAACAGUCAUUGCACCAUUCCACAAGAUGACCAACUUGCUUUGUGGAAUGACUUGAAGUGCUUUACAGGUAAAGCAGAAAUGCCUUCCAGCCACAAUCACAAAACCAUCAGAACUGGUAAAGCAUCUGCCAAGGUACAAGUAGAGAAAAAAGGGCACAUUGACAAAAAGACCUUAAAGAAGGGUUCUGCGCAUUUACCUCUGCUGAAGACCAAGGACUCAAAAGGCUUUUCAGAUCUCAGUAAAGUAGACGGUGGAGAAAUAAAAAUGAAACAUGUUCAACCUGAGUCUAAUUCUUCUGUCAAAGUGCCUGACUCACUAGGUUGUGCAAAGUCAGUGGUGAGAGUUAGAUUACCAAAGGCCGGUAUGGAGUCACACAGUGAGAAUUCUGAAAGGGCAAAUGGACUUCAAGUUAAAGAAAUGCCGAAAGGAAAUUCACAUUUAGACGUUGAAACUGAUGGCUACUACUCAGAUGUGGAAAUGACCGACUCUGAGGAAGAAUUGAGUCAAGGAAGAACACCGCUUAAACAGUUUGACCCCUCAAGUGAUGACAUUGUCCGUAUGAGCAUUUUGGCCUCUUAAUGUUCCAGCUGAAAAGAAACUGGAAUGUUUUAUGAUGCCUAAACCGUGACAUGACUGCCAUUUACAACGUUUGCCUGCUUUCAGCAGAGGUGUCUGUCUUAUGUAUAUAUAAUGUGUUUUACAUAUACGCAUAUAUGUAACACGUCUUUCCAGCACAGUUGUCUUUCUCUACCUGUAGACAUAAUAAGCCUCACAGACAUAGUUUAUUGUACUGUAGCUUUCCCUUUGUAGCUAACAUGCCUUUCCCAGCUAAAUGCAAGCAUGUACAUCAAGGGACAUGUUCUUCUUGUUCCACAGCAGGCUGUUAAAAGUUGAUAUGACUACAGCAGUAGUGGUUUUGGGCAUUACAUUUCUGACAGGACAACAGUAGUUUGUUAGGAGUUAAAGUUUCUUGCAUCAUCGCUUAAUGAUACUAAGCGUUAAGUAAAAUAAGCAGACUGCUAAAAGUAGUUUAAAGCACAAAUACAAUGCUUAUUUGAAGAAAGCACUUAUUCUAUGUAGAGGAAGGCAACUUUUGCUAAUGUAAAAGUUUCUCUUGAACUCAUUAUCUUCCGUCCAGGGCUUUUUUGUUGGCCAUGAACAGAUGUAUAUGCAGCAGAAGUGUGUGGCACUAUGAGUCAGUCCAGGCUCUCCUUAUCAAUACAUCUGCUGCGUCUGGUAGUGGAAUAUGCAAACAGCUAUUGGAAGAUAUUGGAGUUGAGUCCUCUUAACAGCUGGUUGGAUUUACUUGCUCAGGUGGACAAACUAGGCUUCAGCUCUGUAGUUUGGCCAAGAGGGGAAAACAUAGGCAUUAGUUUUGUAAGAAGACAUUUUAAGUUCUUAUAAGGGAGCACGUGCGCCAUCUAUACUGGUAAGUAAAGGAUUAGGGUUCUCACAUGUAAUUCAUUAUUACUCAUCUGUAAUAGUGGGUGACUGUUGACAUUCUUCAUAUUGUUUAGCAGUCUCUCUCAUGAUGUAAAGCUGCACCAUAGAACCUUUAGUUUGGUUGAGUUCAGUCCACAUAAAUACUUUGAAUACUUUCAUUCUCUGGUUUUUGUUUUUCACUCCCUAAGGGAGAAAAAUCUGUAGAAAUUGUAUAACAUGGAUUACUGUACAGUUUUUGAGACUUCUAUUUAGAUCAGGGGGCUCCAUAAAAACAAUAAAUAAGCUUAGCAUUUUAAGUCUGGAAUGCUCACAGACUAUCAUAAGAGGACAAUGGACGUAUAUCUAGUAGCAUAUGACCUACAUUGUCAGUGGAGCAGAUGACAAAAAGUGAAAAAUGAUAUUUCUUUUUUAUUUGCAGAUGAUGACUCUUAAUACUAUGGCAAUGCACUAGUAAUUUGAGGAUCAUUAUGUAAACGUCUUGCAGUUAUUUACAGAUUUGAGUAUGACCAUUUAGGCAGCUAUUCUGAUGGCGUUUUGUCCUAAACUCCCUGCGCAGGACCUGAUGCUGACUUUGUAAUGCACUGUACAUAACCUCUUGACUUUUUUUUCUCAUAAUGCUGAUCUCUUCAGUGGCGCUUCCUACUUACUCCAAGGAACAGAGUAACUCCUCCACUCUAAAUACAGCACAGUCCUAUUUUUCAGUUAAGGGGCUAUAUACAGUCCUUAAUGUAUAUAUUCCCUAAUGAUAACUAUCUGAGAAGCUGUAUUUACUGAGAAAAAGGAUCCCAGUGUACUAAUGUACCAUGAUAACUUUACAGACCAAGAAACUUAGAGGUCAUAAAGCGCUUCCAAUUCUGAAAACCCUUCUUACAAUGAGCAUUUACUAUAAGGGUCAUGUCACGAUUGUGAAAUGUUCUUUAUCAUUUCACAGGGCUAGCUCCAACUACCAGCUUCAAUCAUUGUUUCUUAUUGUAUCUAUGUUGGCUUCAAAUGUAUAGAUGUACAUGUCUCAGGUCUUUACCUCGUUUGCACUGCAAUUUUUUUAGAGAGCUGUAAAAAUUCAAGUCAUGGUUUUGUGUAGUCAGUCUGUGUUCUACAAUCCAGUGACGUUGUAAAAAUGACCCUCCUAUUAUCGCGUAGUACUAGUGAUUUGUUUAAUGUGUGAUAAGGUGGUAAGUCCUUCAGUGGAAGGAUGAUAUCCUUUUUGCCUUUGCUAACAAGUAUAGGUGAACUCUAUGCUGUCAGAAGACCCAUGAGGCAUUGAGAGCAGCCGGAAUAUCUAUUACUGUUUACGGUAUGUAUAGAUAUUUAGCAGUCUGUUGUGUUCCUUUUUAUAAAAUGACAAAAAUUGUCAGCAUCCUUGUCUAUUGGGGGCUAUUAACACAUCAGCUGCCACAUGACUAUUUCAGUCCCUCUUAAGCCUUAAACAGUAAUCUUUUAUUUUUCAGACAGUCAUUGAUAAUCAGACAUGCACUUGGAAGUAUCAUUUUAUACCAUUCAAUGGUCACUAAAAGAUUUGAAAUAUUUAAAUUAGUGUGACUCCAAGGUGAGCUCAGGGAAAACCACAGGUCAAAUAAAACUGCAAAAAUGUCAAAACAAGGGGCUUUUCUGCAGCCCACAAACCUGUAGCUUUCUACGAAAGCAAAAGAUGCAUCAGAUAUACCGUAUGUCAAAAUAAAUCACUCAACAGAUGCCAAAGAAUGCUUGUACAUGACUAAGAAUUACAUAAUACUAAUAUGAAUCUUAAGCGAAUAUGUGCAAAUAAACACAAAGAGCAGUUAUUGAAAACUUGGAUCACAUGAGCUCACAAAACCCAAGGAUUCGAGUUUACACUAACCGAGACGUGACAUCUGUGAUGACUGCACCUCCUGCUGGAAUAUUCUCAAAACACAGCUUUAUAUUUUCAGUGAUGGAAGUUUUUCCUAGAAUGCAGUUCAAUAACAACCAUACCAGCAGCUUUUAAGAGUCACAUCUGCACCCUUGUCAAAAAUGUCAUUCCCACUUGUUUAUCUGCAGAUAUAUAAACCAAUGCUUUAGAUCAGUACAACAGUUAUACCCCUUACACUGACAUUGUUAAGUAAGAAGUCAACUAAACAUGCAGGAUGAGCAUUGAAAGCAAGCCAAAUUCAAGUGACUGUUAGUAACUCGAGGAAUCCACCGAGGUGGGAAAGUUCUAUAAAGCUCCGGUCUUCAUUGGGGCAUGUGUGUUAAUACAAUGUUAAAUACAGUGUAGGACUAGUUGAGCUUUACAUGCUUUAUAGUCUUUAGAUACAGUUACUAGUGUAGAUUCCAAACCAAUAAGUAAUAUGCUGCAUUUAAUUGUUCUUGCUUCCUUGUGCUUCAGUUAAACUAUGGUUAAAUAUAUCCACAAUCCACUGCUUUGUGCUUAUAGUGUUACUUGCCUGAACAGUACAGGAACCAGACAGUCUGAGAAUUUCUUUAAAGAACAACUGGCUUUCAACAUGUGUCAUCGCUAAAGGGGACCUCUUCUGUUCACCUCCACAGAUGUGAAGGUUUUACUGAGACAAACUCAUGGGUGACCACUGUAUGUAAGGACCAAAUCAGAAUUACAGUUCUUGCAUUUUUUAGAGUGUUCAAAGAAGUUUUUUUUAUAUACCAUAAUAUGGAAAAAACUUAAAUGUGGCUCUGUAAAUGAGAGAUUCCCUAAUAUAAUGUAUGUAGAAUCAUUCCUAAUCAGAUGAUGAACCUGUCUGCAGUUAGCCAUUGGCAGGAUGCAGUCCUGUUUAAAAAAUGUCAGCUCUUCUGCUGAUGGAUAAACAUGGCAAUAGUGUGGAAUUGGUUUGCAUCCUUUGUCUGCACUGGUUUCCAAAUGCCCCUGUAUAUGAAGAGAUCAGUUGUGAUAAUGAAUAUUAGAGAAUUACAGUUUUAAAAGAUUUUCUGAGACUUUGAUAAGCUGAUUGAAGGGGACACAGUGUUCAUUUUGAAUGGGACUGAGAUGUAGUGAGCUACAAUACCAGGCAAAUCCACUACAAAAUAUACCCCAAACUUUAAAAGGGUCAAAUCCUUCUGUGUACGCUAUGGUUUUAUAAUUGAAAGUUGUAGUUUCAUUUUGUGAAGACUGAGAGGAUAGUUUGUAACCUCCUAUAUGCCAAAUAUAUAUUUGAGGAACCUUCCAGCACAUGAGUUGAUGAGGUCAUGCAUUUAACUUUUCUUUCUCAUAUGAUUGUAAUAGAUUCAUUGGCAAACAAAAUCUAUAACUCUCUAUAACUCUCUAUCUAUAAUAAUUAAAGGUGUUGUCCAUUGGUAUUUUUAUUUUUAUAUAUAAGACUCGCAGUGGGAUAAAAAUAAAUGAAGCCAACCCAUCACCCAUUUCUCACCACUGUGCUUCUAGAACUGCUCUGGUCCCUGCCGCUGUCCACUUUCUGAUCUCAGCUCAACAUACUUGAAGAUGCCUGUUCAGGUAAUCAUUAGCUGAUAUGUGUCACAGUUAUGGCCAGUGAUUUGCAGAGCAGGCAUCUACUGGGAUUUACGGCAUGGUGAGGUAGGACUAGGAAGUGGAGAGCAGCAGGGACCAGAACAGCAUUGAAAUGACAAUUUUGGGGGAUCUGUAGAGAUGAGUAUGAUUUCUUUUUUAACCCACUGUAAUCUCACUCUCUUUCUCUCUCUCUCUCUUUCUCUCUUUCUCUGUCCCCCUCUCACUAUUUUGAAAAACAUUAAAGGGGUUUUCUUCUAGAGUGUAAUAUUGAUGGCUAUUCCCAGGAUAGGUCAUUAAUAUAUGAUCAGUGGGGGUCUGAUUGCCUGCAGUUUGAAGAGGCCGCAGAGGUCCAGUAAGCACCAUUGCAUAUUCCUUGGCCGGUGAGGUCACAGUCAUCGGUCACAUAAUAUAGGAGCAGGUCAGUCUCAGUCAAGUAAAUGGGUCUGCAGCUACAAUACCAAGCACAGCCGCUAUACGUACGAUGCUGUGCUUGGUAUGCUGUGAAGAAUCUGCAAGGCUCACUGUUGUGCUGUGGCCUCUUCAAACAGCUUAUUGGUGUUGGUCUAAGAUUUAUACUGCCCUGUUAUCACUGUGAUGCCUGCAAAAUUUCUACUUCUCUAACACAAGAUAAGAUUUGCCAAUUCAAACUGCAGUCACCUUUGUGUCCUCACUAUAACAGCAUGGAAUUUCCAGUUGUGCUUUAAAGAAACGUCUGCCUACUUUUUCCAUUAUACAAGUAAACAGUAUCACAUCAGAUGCAGAAACCUACAUGAAUGUCGCAGGAGAUCAAAACUCCUGUCUUUUGUUUUAUAAGAAAAAUAAAAGUGAUGUGCCAUUUGUUAAUAUAAAGAGAAAUAUUAAAAUAUAUUGAAAAGAGCAAUUAUAAAUUAUUUUUGGCUUAUGUUGCAAUAUUUAUUUUCUUGUAUUAGAAAUUCCUUUGUAGACAAAAAUAUGUAUUUUUCAUUAAUGCAAAGACCUAUUUCUCCUUUUUGUACAUUUUCCAUGUUAGGCAAUCCUUACAGCAAUAUAAUAUAUGGAACUUGUUCAGUGUUACUGUAUAUGCAUGCAGUUUGUGUUGCUUGGAAUAGUUUUGUCUGCCAUUGUUUUCUUCUUGUUUAGAGUUCAGCUUUUGCUUUAAGACACGUGGGACCACAGCCCAUUGCUCAUACGAACUCUUUUUUUGCGUUCCUUCAAUGUGAUUGCAGAUACAGUUAAUAAAGCAAUGUUUUAUGUGUACA